UGUAGUAUUUUGUGGGUCAUUUAAGUUUUGUUUUUGUUUUAAGUUGUAAUGGCUAUUCCCAAAUCAUUUGAAACGUGCAAUGAUUAUAUACAGGAAAUGUUAUUAUUUUUAGAAAAAUAUCAAUGGCUUUACAACUACCGUAACACCCAUAUUUUGGUCGAAAAACAGUUUUCCAUCAUUGCAAUUCCUUGGAAAGAUUAUAUUUUAAAUCUAUCACAGGAGGAUUUACAAAAUAUCUUUAUGGGAAAAUUUGAUCAUAAAGUCCCAUCUUCUUUAAUACAUUUUUUGAAAUCCUUAGAAGCAUUUGAACCAGAAUUAAAACUAUCAACUGUAAAGCUUGAUUUUGUGUGUCCACAUAAUUCUGGAUUAAGCAAAAAGAAAAUUCAUGAAAUUCAAUCCCUGGCUCCUUUGAUUGAACAGACUUGUCAAGCAUAUCAAUGUGACUUAAUUGUUGACAUAGGUAGCGGUCUAGGAUAUCUUUCUCACUUCCUUUAUAGCAAAUAUAAUUAUAAAGUGUUGGGUCUUGAAGCUUCUGAGGAGUUCCUACAUGCAGCCUAUAGACAUCAGGAAAAAUACCAUCCAGCAUCGAGAGGUUGUGUCAAAUUUUGCAGAAUCUAUAUCAAAGAUGAUUCCUGUGAAGAUGUAGAAAGACUGAUAGAAGAGCAUUUCAAUAAGGCAGAAAAUAUUUGUAUAACAGGUUUACAUGCAUGUGCUGACUUAAGUAUAGACAUUUUACAUUUAUUUGCUAAAAUGAAAUCAGCAAAAGCAUUAGUGGUUAUGCCAUGUUGUUAUCAUCGUAUACAGUGCAAGGUAGAAUCUAACAGAUGUGAAUAUUUCAAAAAUUUUCCAUCAAGCCUAGUCUUUAAGGAGGAAUUUCAUAAACAUGAAUUUUAUAGAUUCAUAAGAAGACCUUUUCUCCGAUUAGCUUGCCAAAGGCGAAAUUUUAAUAUUUUCAACUUAUCCGAAGAAGAAAGUAAUUGUCAGGCUAGAUCCUGGAUGUUUAGAGCUAUAUUUCAGGCAGUUGUGGAAGAAGAAAAAUAUUGCAUCAGGGUUAAGAGUAGCUUAGAAAAAUUAAAAUCUGUUUCCAAUGACGACGAUGCGUUCCUUGAAUAUGUAUGUACUUUACAAAAUAAAUUUGUGUUCGAACAAGCUGGUUCCAUUUGUAAUGCAGAGGUUUUUACGGAAAAAAUGUGGAAAAAAUAUUUGGAAAAUCAAAAUAAUUUGAUUUUAUUUAAAUUCCUAAUGGCAUUUCAGGCCAGAAUUCAGAAUAUGUGUGAAAAUUUUGUUUUGAUGGAUAGAGUUCAAUUGUUAAAGCAAAAUGGAUUAACUUGCGAUAUAAGAAAAGUGACAGAUGAUUUUGUGUCACCAAGAUGUUUUGCGUUAGUAUGUGUUAGGUAAUUUCAUCUGCUUGUAAAAUUGUAUCAAAAUUGUACAAUAGCAAACAAUCUCAUUGAUUCAACUAUAUAUGAUCCGCUCCGAGAAAUAGUGUGGUAAGCAGGGUUUAUUUUUAGUUUAGUUUAGCUUUAGUUAUUAGCCUGUUUUACUUGCCUAUAUAGUGGUUUAUGAUUUUUUCGAUACUUAUUUCAGGAGACUUAUAUAAAUCUUAAAUGCUCUGUAAGAGGUUGCAUUUUCAAAAAAAAAAAAUUGGUUAAAUAUUGAAAUAAUAUAUCAAAAUUGUUCUUUUUAUUCAUCCUUCUGAAAGUUUUCCUGUUGAUUAUUUCAUGUUGUUAUGUUAUGUCCAAGUUGUCUGUAUUACAAUAAUUAUAAUAUUUAAAUUAAAAAUAAAUCAACUUUUAUAGUUAUUAGGCUGUUUGAAGAUACAUAUAAUAAUAAUGUCACAGCAGAAUUUCUGCCGAUAGACUGCUAUACUUUUUAUACUACUGUUGUAAGUGAUACUAUGUCCAUGAAAAUUUUGGAGCGCUGACAACUGAUGUAGCUAAACACAGUGCCCAGUAUAAUAUUACUAUUGCUGUUACGUUGUUAAAUAAAACAA
Cylas formicarius (sweet potato weevil) is the source of this 1993-nucleotide messenger RNA. Its product is annotated as probable methyltransferase-like protein 25. Lineage: Eukaryota; Metazoa; Arthropoda; Insecta; Coleoptera; Brentidae. The transcript has a single exon. The coding region runs from base 49 to 1398 and encodes 449 amino acids. The record is from RefSeq and is a predicted model, not a curated record.